AGGAGCUCCCAGAGCUGCCAGUUCCCUGGGUCAUUCCAAGGGAAGGUGUGAGAAUCGUGCGGGGACAGAGCCAAUCACCUCAGCAAACUCUGCUCAUACCAGGGACUUAGUAAAUUUGCAGUCAUGCCUUUCGGUAAUACUCACAACAAAUGGAAACUGCAUUACUCAGCGGAGCAGGAGUUUCCUGACCUCAAGCAUCAUAACAACCACAUGGCCAAGGUUUUGACACUUGAUAUCUACAAGCAUCUCCGAGACAAGGAAACCCCCAGUGGUUUCACCCUUGACGAUGCGAUCCAGACAGGCGUGGACAACCCAGGUCAUCCCUUUAUCAUGACGGUGGGCUGUGUUGCUGGUGAUGAGGAGUCAUACGAGGUUUUCAAGGAGCUGUUUGAUCCCGUCAUUCAUGAUCGUCAUGGUGGCUACAAACCAACGGAUAAACACAAGACUGACCUGAACCAUGAGAAUCUGAAGGGUGGUGACGACCUUGACCCCAACUAUGUGCUGAGCAGCCGCGUGCGGACUGGCCGCAGUGUCAAGGGGAUCGCCCUGCCCCCACACUGCAGCCGUGGAGAGCGUCGCCUCAUCGAGAAGCUUUGCAUAGACGCUCUCAACAGUCUGACUGGUGAACUUAAGGGCAAGUAUUACCCCCUGUCCAGUAUGUCUGAUGCAGAGCAGCAACAGCUGAUUGAUGACCACUUCCUGUUUGAUAAGCCAGUCUCCCCCCUGCUCCUUGCUUCUGGUAUGGCUCGUGACUGGCCUGAUGGUAGAGGAAUUUGGCACAACGACAGCAAGACCUUCUUGGUCUGGGUCAACGAGGAGGACCACCUCCGGGUAAUCUCCAUGCAGAAGGGCGGCAACAUGAAGGAGGUUUUCAGGCGUUUCUGUGUGGGCCUGAAGACGAUUGAAGAUAUUUUCGUCAAGGCCGGCCGUGGUUUUAUGUGGAACGAACAUCUUGGUUACGUCCUGACCUGCCCCUCUAACUUGGGCACUGGCCUGCGCGGUGGCGUCCAUGUUAAGAUCCCUCACCUGUGCAAGCACGAGAAAUUUGGCGAGGUCCUCAAGAGGACAAGGCUGCAGAAGCGCGGCACAGGUGGUGUUGACACCGAGGCCGUUGGCAGUGUCUAUGACAUCUCCAACGCUGAUCGUCUGGGCUUCUCUGAGGUUGAACAGGUGCAGAUGGUGGUUGAUGGUGUGAAGCUGAUGAUUGAGAUGGAGAAGCAACUGGAGAAAGGAAAGAGCAUCGAUGACCUGAUGCCAGCCCAGAAGUAAACAAAAAGAAGUGGUGGUGGAGUUAGAAGGAACUCUGAGCUGCCUUGGAACAUCACAGGUCAUGAACUUUGAACUUUGGCAAGCACUUCUUACUCAUAUACUUCCUGGCCACAGGCUUGUGUCUCAAAUAAGGAUGUCAUCGUGUGAGGAAAUGGAAGUUGGCUUCAAUCACGUGAAAGGGUUACUAGAUACCUCUAGAUACAUUUGACGACACAUCAAUAAAGUAUGGCCCCAGAA
Carcharodon carcharias (great white shark) is the source of this 1506-nucleotide messenger RNA. Its product is annotated as creatine kinase M-type. NCBI's taxonomy places the organism in Eukaryota, Metazoa, Chordata, Chondrichthyes, Lamniformes, Lamnidae. Gene Ontology annotation, biological process: phosphocreatine biosynthetic process. The transcript is spliced from 8 exons. The record is from RefSeq and is a predicted model, not a curated record. Gene Ontology annotation, molecular function: creatine kinase activity. The coding region runs from base 124 to 1269 and encodes 381 amino acids.